CGGUCAGAGACAGGUUAUCGCCUCCUCCGCUUUACCAGCGUCCCGCAGUCAAUAGUCCGGCAGGUCCGUCGUGUGUGUGUUACCACGGGACACGUCUUAUCAGAGCUAGCUACAGAAAACGGCGUCUUGGCCAGGGCAACACAUCGCAAAUGGGGCUAAGUCGUCGCAUAUUUUUUUUAGUCUUCAUCAUAGGAACAGCUGUCGCUGUUCUGCUGGGAUUUCUUUAUGAUGAUGCACCCGCCUUCAAAAGCAAUGGCUACUGGGGUACAAAGAACCUUAAACAGGUCGAAGAUACACCAAAGGACAACCCCGUCGUCCAGAAGUUCAAAGUCCACGUCUCCGACGACGUCCUAGCAGAUUUAAAGCGCCGUCUGCUGCUAUCCAGAUUUACACAGCAGCUAGAUGAGUCUGCAUCAUCCAUCACUCGGCAGGCACUGAAAGAUAUUCUUGACUAUUGGACCAACCAGUAUGACUGGAGAGUGCACGAAAAUCAACUCAACCAGUAUGCACACUUCAGAACUGAAAUCGAAGGAAUAAAGGUCCAUUUCCUUCAUUCAAAGCCAAAGGUCAUUGACCCCAAGUCAAAAGUAUAUACGUUGCUCAUGAUACAUGGAUGGCCAGGAUCCCCUGUAGAAUUCCUAAGGAUUCUGCCUUUGCUGACACAACUAGACCACGGAACUGCUUUUGAAGUUAUUUGUCCAUCCAUUCCAGGCUAUGGCUUUUCUGAGGUUCCUCACAAGGAAGGGUUUGGUACUGCCGAUGCUGCAAGGGUGUUUGUCAAGCUGAUGGAACGUAUUCAGCGGAAGCAGUUCUACAUCCACGGCGGAGGCUGGGGAGCUAAGAUCGCCAAGCAGAUAGCGCUGCACUAUCCACACAGGGUUCUAGGAGCUCACUUCAGCACAGUAGACUUGCAACCUCAUUUCUUGGAUACGCUGCAGCUUGCUGCAAAGUCACUUCUCGUAUCGUUCCUGUUCACUAAUGGAGUGCCUCCAGAACCUACAUCUCAUCCACUGGAAGGAAGCGGCUGGCAGCUACCUGGUGAGACAGGAUAUCGACUGUACCCUAUGAGACCUGACAUUGUGGGCGUUGCCCUUCUGAAUUCACCAAGUGCACUGGCAGCGUAUCUAUUGGAGAAGUUUCCUACUCAGACGUUGGCUUGCAGUUUCGGGAUAAGAAAUGCUGAGCCCAAAGCACAGGAUUUGCUGGAUGACUUUCUGACCAAUAUAAUGCUGUACUGGCUCUCAAACUCCAUCACAACGAGUGUAAAAUAUCACAAAGAAAAUAUGGGCAAAAUCUUAUUUGCCAGACCGAGCAGGGCUAAGGUGUCAGUCCCUGCAGGAUUUUCAUUGUUCCCAGAGGAACCGACAUCAGUUUCAAGGAGCGCUGUAAACAUGGAGUACGAUAAUGUCGUCACCUUCAUUGAACAAUCGAAAGGAGGACGCUUCGCAGCAAUGCACGAACCGGAACUCCUUGCUAAGGACAUCCGGGACUUUGUAGCGACUGUAGAACGAGGAAGCAAUACGAAAGUAUACCAAGGACCACCAAUAGACUUCCUCUUCACCAUCACAGAGCCGCAAGCUCCAGUUGUUACGCAGUCUGUUCCAGAGGAAGUAGAACGUCAAGCCGAAAAACCACCACGUGUAAGGGCAGUGCCACCACAGAGGUUCGAACCAAAGCCCGUCACGCAAGAGAAAGAACGUGGGGACAAAGGGCAGAGAGAGGAAAGAACGCACAGCGUGCCAGACAAAAGGUCCAGUAAUAGUGCAAUGCCGAGUGCAAACCGUGGAGAACCUCCUGCAAGAGCUUCUUCACCAACCAAGCCGUUGGCUUCAUCAGCAUCCCAAGCAAGAGAAGGUGAGAAAUAUGAUCCAACAGCCAGGCCAGUGCUUCAACGAACAAGCGAGACACCAAAGGCUGAGGAUCCUCAACGAGUCCCCAAGGUACGGCAGGCAGCCAAUUUUGGUUCUACUGAACAAGGCACUGCAAAAAACAAAGCUACACCGUCUGCAAAGCAAGGGGGUGUGCACCCAAAGCAGACGGUUGAAAAUACGGCACAAAAGGAUGAAAAGCCAAAACUGAAAGCAGGUUCACCACAAGCGACCAAUGUUCCAGAGGGUUCUGCAAAGCAAGGGGGUGUGCACCCAAAGCAGACGGUUGAAAAUACAGUGCAAGGUGAAAAGCCAAAACUGAAAACAGGGUCACCACAAGCCGCCAAUGUUCCAGAAGGUUCUGCAAAGCAAGAUGUGCAUCCAAAGCAGACAGUUGAAAAUACAGUGAAAAUGGAUGAAAAGUCAAAACUGAAAACAGGGUCACCACAAGUGGCCAAUGUUCCAGAAAGGUCUGCAAAGCAAGAUGUGCAUCCAAAGCAGACGGUUGAAAAUACAGUGAAGACGGAUGAAAAGUCAAAACUCAAAACAGGGUCACCACAAGCAGUCAGUGAUGCCCCAGAAGGUUCUGUAAAGCAAGCAGCAAAGACAGAUAAGGAAGAAAGAGUUAAGAGGCAAACUGUCUAGCGAGGAACCGCAACGCCCGUCAGCGAGAAUGAAAAACUGUCGAAGAAUAUGCAACGUAGCUCAAAAGAAACGCGUCAAACGACGACUCCCCCACUGAAGAUGUGACCAAGUCAUGUUACUGAUUCAGGACUAGUUUGUUCUCGGUUUUAGUGCAGCGGCACUGGCACUAGUUUUGUGGAACUGGUCGGAGUCACCUCAGAAAGAAAGCGCUUUCAAACACCGGAGAAAGAAACUGCUACAGCAGAGGCGGUGUAUCUUUCAUCAAAAAUCGAAGAAAGAGAGAGGCAGAAUUCUGUGACUGUGGCGGAAGACUGACUGUUUCCUCUUUUCUAUUUUGGACGAGAGAUGGCGCCAUAUGUAUCAGCGGCAGAGCCGUUUUAUUAGCAGUUUCUUUCACCGGUUCCUGAAAGUGCUUUCUGACCUGGCUCCGACCGGUGCCUUGCUGCUCCACCAUGCGGCGACCGACCUAUCGACCCUAUGCAUCACACUGGUUCCAGAAAACUCUCUAUUAAAAUACACUGUGAUACCGUACGUGCUUCCACAAUGGACGUACCUUUUACCAUAACUUUAGGCCAGAGAGAGAGUCGUCGUUCCCAGGACCGAUGUCAUGGUCAUUGUUUGAAUUGUGACUCGAGGUCUCCUUCCAUUCGACAGAGGGCCCAAGAAACCCCCGGUUAUCAAAAAGCUUUUACAAAAAUUUGGGAUGAUUGUGCACCACACCAGUACGACGCACUUGCAAACAGUUUGUCGCAGUAGCAGCAGUCCUUGGCUAGCAGCUCACGUCAUUGGUUAAUCAGCCCUGCCCUUCUCCUCUUCAACGGGAGUCUUUCAGACAUAUGUCGGCACAGUGCCCUUAGAAGUCGGCCCAGGGAGUCAGUCCUGACGUUGCCCACCCUUGUGAGGCCGACAAUGGCGAGCCCUUUCACCAUCAUCACCACCAACGAGACGCACGUCGCCCCGGCGCUUUCCCGCUGGCUGACCAACGUGAGAUACUGGUCGGAUGUACUGGAAAAUGUUGGGGCUUAAACGUUAAAAAAGGAAAAGAAAAAGAGGGAGAGAGAAAGAAAGAAGCCCAAGAAAGUGGGGUUGAUUGUGUGACUAACUACGGUAUGUGCUUCUAUGCAAGUGAAGAAACACUCAACAGGGAGUCUUAGUGCAUCGUUCGCUAUUGCCUUUGAGUACGCAAGGGAUAGCGUUGGUGAUUCUGCGCACACUCAAAACAUAAAGAGAGCUUCGCGCAGUGCGCAGAACCACCACGGUAUCCCUUACGGACGCAAACGCGAUAGCUGUAUGGUAAAACUCACUAUUAAAAUGAUAAAACUUACUAUUAUUCUCGUUUGAAUAGAGAUAAUUUUGAUGGUAAACGAUCGCUACCGAACCGCAACAGAUUGUGAAGGCAGUAGAGCUCGAUCGCUCCAGUGGGGGCUGAGGAGCAAUGGAUGUCUGUUGGCAAAAGAACUCAAAGCAAAGCCUACUAUGGGGUAGGCGUAACCACUUUGGAAAGCUAACGACAGUGGUUGUUCUGUGACUAUAUUUUUAUUUUUAAAAGAUGCAGCUUCUUUUUUUCUUUUUUCAGUUUCAAGUAGAGUCCAUUGGAAUGGAAGUUUUCUGAGCAUAAUUUUUAUUACUAGUAGUUCUAUGUAUGGUCUCAGUUAACUGAUCUCAAGGUGGGACUAGCUGUGGGUAGUAGUUUCUGUUUCCAUUCCAAGUGCGGGUGAGACUAAGGUCAGCGCAUCAUGGUAUGCUAGAGGUGCGAAAACAAUGAGGUACCAAUGUGAUAUUCUAAACUUGCGCUAUUUUUAGGCCAUACUCGUCAUGUUUGUGCAUGACGGCAUACAGGAAAUAAAUCAAAUGGAGUAUGCAUUUUAUGGUACUGAAUGUUAAUAGACUCUUCGCAGUCUGCUGUGAUUCAACAACAUUUCAUUCCUGUCAAUAUUCGUUCCUUGCAGUCACACUUCAUUCCAGCAUGCAUGGUUAUUGUUGUAGUGUACUUUGACUGUCGCUAUGGAUGUUGACUUUUGUAUUUUGGCUAUAUAUCUUUUCUUUUGUGACAAAUAUGCCUCUCACAGUUUUCUUGAUUGCUUCCGGACCUUUCUUGAAGGAAUAAAUGAAUGAAUGAAUUCUAA
Molecule: messenger RNA, 4639 nt
Organism: Ornithodoros turicata
Lineage: Eukaryota; Metazoa; Arthropoda; Arachnida; Ixodida; Argasidae
Product: epoxide hydrolase 1-like
Exons: 8
Coding region: 150-2513 (787 amino acids)
Biological process (GO): epoxide metabolic process
Molecular function (GO): epoxide hydrolase activity
Source: RefSeq, a predicted model, not a curated record